GCAGUUGUGUUUAAAAUGUAUUCCGUUACUGACGUGAAAAAGACUUCUGUCAAAGAAGUAGAGUUUGUGAAGCUUGAUAAGAAAGAUGUUGGUCAACUGAAAGCUUUCUACGCGACUGCUGCAGUUUCCAAUGCAGCUGGGAUUUGGAAAAAAUCCGUCUCCAUCAAAUCGCCAAAAUCCGGAAGAAUAUUUGGAAGGAAAUCCAAAGAUUCUGAAAAAGGCUAUGGGUUUUUCUCUAGACUGUUUGAAAAGAAGGUGAAAAUUUCGGAUUUUACGUACCAACAAUCUAAUGUGCGAAAGGAAACUAGUUAUAAACCUUUCUGGGCUACCAAAGUGGUUCAGCCUAGUGAAAAGGAUAUAGAAGAAAAUAUUAGCAAAAGAACAUCAACAGUUGUCGACAACAGCAACGUGAUGCGGAAUAAAGCUAUGGUCUUUGAGAAGGCAACUCUAGGUUCGCCUAAAGUUGUUCUUACCAAUAGACCAGAGAAAAUUGUAGAGAAACAGUGGUCUUCGGUGGAAGCGAGUCAGGAUAAUAACUUGAGGAUGCCACCCUUUUACAAGGGGAGCAAAAUGCGAAUGCCUACAGGCGAGCAGUUGUUUUGGCUCGGUGAAACUCGACCAUCUUCCUUCGGACCAGCAACAUACCAGGACUUCAAGGAGAUCCGCUCCCGCUGUCUUUCUGAUGGGAGGUUGUUUGAGGACCCUGAGUUCCCGGCUAUAGAUCGCAGCUUGUAUUACAAGGAACGCUUGGACCGUCCUAUAACCUGGCUUAGGCCGAGUGAAAUAUGCGACGAUCCUCAACUGUUCGUGGAAGGCUACAGCCGAUUCGACGUCCAGCAAGGAGAGUUGGGCGACUGCUGGCUUUUAGCUGCUGUUGCCAACCUCACCCUCUACAGAAAAUUGUUCUUCCAAGUUGUACCAGAUGACCAGAGCUUCGAUGAAGAGUAUGCUGGUGUCUUCCAUUUCCGGUUCUGGCAAUACGGGCGAUGGGUGGACGUAGUCAUCGACGACCGCCUGCCCACCUACCGCGGCAAACUGGUGUUCCUCCACUCCUCGGAGACCAACGAGUUCUGGAGCGCCUUGCUGGAGAAGGCUUAUGCCAAAUUACACGGCUCUUACGAAGCCCUAAAAGGCGGGUCAACAUGCGAAGCCAUGGAAGACUUCACCGGCGGCGUGACUGAAAUGUACGAUAUGACGGAACUGCCACCCAACUUCUACACCAUCCUGUUGAAAGCUUACGAGAGAAAUUCACUCAUGGGAUGCAGUAUUGAGCCGGACCCUCACAUCCUGGAAGCCGAGACCCCGCAAGGCCUCAUCCGCGGCCACGCCUACUCCAUCACGCGCCUCAAGUACGUGGACAUCGAGACCCCGGGCCGCCAGGGCAAGAUCCCGCUGCUGCGCAUGCGCAACCCCUGGGGCAACGAGGCCGAGUGGAACGGGCCCUGGAGCGACAAGUCUCCAGAAUGGCGUUACAUCCCGGAGUCGGAGAAGCAGGAGUUGGGUCUCACGUUCGACGAUGAUGGCGAGUUCUGGAUGUCCUUCAAGGACUUUUGCACACACUUCUCAAGAGUAGAAAUCUGCAAUUUGAACCCCGACUCUCUUGACCCCGAAGAGUGCCCAGAAGGCUGCACCAAGAAAUGGGAGAUGUCCGUGUUUGAAGGGGAAUGGGUGCGAGGUGUCACCGCUGGUGGUUGUCGUAACUACUUGGAAUCCUUCUGGCGCAACCCCCAGUACACUGUCACUUUGACAGACGUGGAUGAAGACGAUGAUGACAACAAAUGUACUAUAAUCGUGGCCCUGAUGCAAAAGAACCGGCGCUCCCAGCGGCACCAAGGCCUGGAGUGCCUGACCGUCGGCUUCGCCGUGUACCGCCUGCCCGACUACGGCCACGUGCCCAAGCCGCUCGACGUCAACUUCUUCAAGUACAACGCCUCCGUCGGCCGCUCGCAGGCCUUCAUCAACCUGCGGGAGGUCAGCGCCAGAUUCAAGCUGCCGCCCGGCACGUACGUCAUAGUGCCGUCCACCUUCGAGCCCGACGAGGAGGGGGAGUUCCUUGUGCGAGUGUUCUCCGAGAAGUGCAAUAACAUGGCUGAAAACGAUGAAGACGUGGGCAUUGGUGACGUUGAUGACAGGGUGAAAGAAAUAGCCCCCAACCCCGAGCCGGCGGACCCCAUCCGUGAGUUCUUCAACCGCCUCGCCGGCGCCGACGGGGAGGUCGACUGGCAGGAGCUGAAGGAGAUCCUCGACUACGCCAUGAGAGAAGAGAUGGCCAUGCGCCAAGGCGCCGCGUACGACGGAGGGGGUGGAGGGGGGAUAGCUGGAGGGGGCAUGACUGCAGGAGGGGGCGCCGCCCCCACCGAGCAGAGCUGCCUGGAACAGCUGUUGUGCGCUCUCUGCACGCCCAUCUGCAAGGAAAUCGGCAUCGAUCUACAGCAGGUGCAGUCGCAGAACCAGGAGCAGGUGCACUUAACGCAGCCGCAGGUUAACGGAGGACAAGAGCUCAAAGGACAGGGGUUCUCCAAAGACGUGUGCAGGAGCAUGAUCGCUAUGCUCGACAAGGAUAAUUCCGGAGGACUUGGCUUUGAGGAGUUCAAGUCGCUGUGGAUCGAUCUGCGCAACUGGAGGGCCGUGUUCCGCCUGUACGACACCGAAGGCCGCGGCGCCGUCCCGGCGCACCACCUGCGCGACGCCAUCCACUCGGCCGGCUACACCGUCAACGCGCACACGCUCAACGUACUUGCACACAGAUACGGCGGCCAAGACGGCUACAUACAAUUUGAUGACUUCAUAAUGUGUUCCGUGCGACUCAAGACCAUGAUCGCCAACAACGAGCCGGUAGAGAACCUCGAACGCGACUUACAGUGGAACCCGUGAGGCGCAGGAAUCCUCGCACAAGGACAAAGAAAGACGUUCAAGGGCAGAUCAUCGGGCGGAGACUACGCCACGUUCUCACUCGACGAUUGGCUGAAUCGCACAGUUUAUUCAUAGGAAAAUAUGCCUUAAUACAUACUACUUAAGGACCUUUGCAACGGUAACUAAGCUUAAAGAGUACAUCGGAAUACACAACCCAAUUACAAUAGGCCGCCAUCUUGUAAUAAAAAAUGGCGUCCUUGCCGAAAACCUUGAAAACUACCAUGAUGAUUGGAGAAUAAAAUGACCUAAAGUAUUCUUAAAUUAUAUAGAGUAAUACAAUGUUAUUAUUGAGAUUUGAACCUCAAUUACUGUGUACUCUUUAAGACAUGCAUAUUAUUAUUUACUUGUACUAGUAAUUCUUCCAAUACCUCAAUGUUAUUACGAUAAUGUUCAAACACUUUACAAAUAUAGAUAUCUCUAUAGCAUCACAUUAAAAUUACCAAAAAUAUAACCAUAUAUUAUAUAAAUAUACGCUAAUGCCUUAAAGUAUUUUAACUUUGUAAUAAUAUUAUAUUAUUAUAUAUUUUUAUAAACAUGAUGCUAUAGUUAUAUUGAGUGAUGACAUCCGCCAACUAAAACAAAAAUGUUUAAAUUAAACAAUAUACUAAUAAAGCUUUAAUUGGUGAUAAUCUAAGUCACAAAUAACUUCUUAAUCUCGAUGUAUUUCUGUGUAUUGUUAUUGUAUUUCUUCACUUUUCAAAACGGCAUUUAACAUUUAAAAGUUACUUAACUGUAAUAUUUUAUUUUAUUUUGAUUAUUUUAUUGUUCAAGUUGGCUUUAAAGUUUCUGUAUUAGUAACUUAUUUUUUUCGUACAUAUUUUUUAAAUUAUGUACCAGGUAAUAAUAACAAAUUAAUCCGUCGCAAUAUAUGUAGAUAGAUAUGAGAUUUAAAAGAUAAUAUAACUACUUUUAUAUAACUACAUAUAAACAUACAAUCAGUAUUUUGCACCACCGAUGUCCAUUCCAGAUAAUUAGGUAUAUUUUUCGUCAACACUGUGCGAUCAGCUAUGUAUCACUCAUGGUUAUUUUUAUUUCAAUAUUUAUUGUUGUUGCACCAUUAUGACAUUUUCAAUGCAUUUUAUUGAUUAUAUUUUGUAUUUGUCAAUUUUUAUUUUGAAUUGUAAAACUUCAGAUCUGAAUAAAGUAUGUUUUUUAUUCAC
Molecule: messenger RNA, 4073 nt
Organism: Cydia pomonella (codling moth)
Lineage: Eukaryota; Metazoa; Arthropoda; Insecta; Lepidoptera; Tortricidae
Gene: CalpA
Product: calpain-B
Exons: 20
Coding region: 16-2874 (952 amino acids)
Biological process (GO): proteolysis
Cellular component (GO): cytoplasm
Molecular function (GO): calcium ion binding; calcium-dependent cysteine-type endopeptidase activity
Source: RefSeq, a predicted model, not a curated record